Molecule: messenger RNA, 749 nt
Organism: Paramecium sonneborni
Lineage: Eukaryota; Ciliophora; Oligohymenophorea; Peniculida; Parameciidae
Source: the annotation of a GenBank genome assembly
AUGUAAACAUACUUAAGAUUUUUCCGAUUUACAACUCAUCAAUUUGACCCUUAUUUAGUAUUGGGUUUAAAUAAAAAUGCCACAAUGAGCCAAAUAAAAAGUGCUUAUAUAGAUUUAUGUAAAAAAUGUAAGCAUCAAACAAUAACCCGAUAGAUCAUCCAGACUUAAAUGAUGAGGAAGGUGCCAGAGAGAAAUUUACUUAGAUUCAUGAAGCUUAUAAAAUAUUGAAAUAGCGUAAGUUUUAUGAGCAAAUAGAUGAAGAGUUUAAGAAGAAUUAUUAGUAAAUUGUAUUAGCAAUUGAAAUAGUUCAGCUUAAUCAGAGGAAGAAUGUUUUAAAGUGAUAUUUGGAUUUUACUUUUAUGAAAAUCCUCAGGAAUAUUAUAAACCUGAGAAUGCUUAAAAAAGGGCAGAUUAUUAAGAAAUGUUGCGUAAAUUCAAAAAUAAACAAUAAAAUACUUAUGAAAAGGGAAAGAAUGAGUUUUCAGAUGUAAAGAUAAAUAGGACUUUUAAUUCAGAUUCAAUAUAUAGUACUUGAUAAGAUUAGUAAUAUAGGAUUUAGUGAUCAUACUCUAUUGAAAGUGUUGUUAAUGUUUACCUUAGUAGUUUCAGUAACAAGUGCUUAUGUAUUUUUUUAUAAGAAAUAAACAACUUAUGCAAAGAAUACAAUAACAGAUUCUUAAAUAAUGAGAAUGAGAGCUUAAGCAUAAUUAAGAGAGUAGAGAUAGGGAAGAAUGAAAGAGGAAUGAGAG